Trichoplusia ni (cabbage looper) is the source of this 752-nucleotide messenger RNA. RefSeq lists its product as uncharacterized. Gene Ontology annotation, cellular component: extracellular region. Bases 225 to 638 code for a protein of 137 amino acids. The transcript has 5 exons. NCBI's taxonomy places the organism in Eukaryota, Metazoa, Arthropoda, Insecta, Lepidoptera, Noctuidae. The record is from RefSeq and is a predicted model, not a curated record. Gene Ontology annotation, molecular function: chitin binding.
AAAGUGUAUGUAUCCACAAAAAAUCUUAGUAAGCUGUCAAAAAAUUGAUACACAAUUUUAAACUCUAAAGGGUGUAUCCACACUGAUCCAACAUCACAUAUAUAAUACAUAGGCCGGCGCGCUCUCGUUUCAGUCGCGUUUUGUUUGUGCGAGUGUUCAGUGCACUAUAUACAAUUAUUAUUUUAUAUAAAGAUUAGACCAGAUUCCAGGAAUAAGCUCUCCACAUGAUGACGUCACACAGACUUUGCGGACUCAGGUUGAGCUGGGCUGGAGUUCUAACUGUCCUGUUAUAUCUGAUUGACAGGUCUAUAGCAGCUCUAGACGGCUAUGUCCCGGGAGAAGACUACCCAAUAUACACAGAAGUGCCUCAAGGACUAUCCUUCACUUGUGAUGACAAGAUACCCGGAUAUUAUGCUGAUCCAGAGACCAUGUGUCAAGUAUGGCAUUGGUGCGUGCCUGGUCUCGGCGGCAACCAGAUGUACUCGUUCUUGUGCGGUCCAGGAACUGUCUUCAACCAGAGAACCAGAGUUUGCGACUAUUUCUACAAGGUGGACUGCCCGAACUCACAGGCUUACUACAGCGUAAAUGAAGAUCUAUACAAGGACGAGGCCGGCAACUACAUCAAUGGGAAAAAGUAGAUUUAAAAUAGAGAUGGGCCAACUAUUCGAAAAUCGACUAAAGAUUUUAUUCGAAAACCAAUGACUGAAUGAAAUAAUUGAAUAAUAAUUUAAUUAUUUUUGAUGUUUAUUCAA